AUGGGACUUGUUACAAAACGCUGUGAAGAACCCGAAGGAUGUCAAUGCGGAAUCGAGUCAAUGGCUGAGGUUAAUGGAGAAGAUGGCCAAGUCAUCACUGCUCCCGCUUCAAGCCAACGAGAGUCGACAGCAGAAGGUGCGGGACUGCCAGAAACCGAUUUAUCUGCGCCGCUAGGAGUGCGAGCAAGGGAAAUCACCAUUCAUCCCGUUCUGCAAUCCAAUCGCCAGUCAGUGCUUCAUGAAACUGAUCGUCUAGAGCAGCAACAAAUCGUAGAAGGUGAGGGAUUGCCAGAAGAUGAUUUGUCCACACCUUUGGCUAAGCAAGCUUUAAUGUAUGGUGCACGUGCCUCUUCGCAAUAUAGACUGAGGAGCGAACGAGAAACUGCAUCUACGCAAUCUGUACAGCCAGAACAGCAACAUCAAAAUGCGCAACAAUUUAGGAAGUGUGAGGGAAUGUUAGAGGUUGAUCUAUCUGUUCCGCGUGUACCUGCUGCGGGAAAAACAUUACAUCCUUUACGACAGCUUGAUACUGCACUUGAUCAUCCACGGAUAAGCGCCGUAGGUGAAGGACUACCAGAAGCUGACCUGUCCGCACCAUUAUCUAAACAGGCCUUGAUGUAUGGCAAACAUCCUUCUUCGCAGUAUAGAAUGCAUAGCGAGCGAAAAACUGGUCUUUCAAAUCAAAGAAUGCCCUUUGAGCAUACCAGGUUACAGCCUGUUAGCCAAACGGAGCAAAGAGAAGAAGAAGGAUUACCGGAAAUUGAUCUGUCAGCUCUUAAAGCCCAAGCAAUGGAAGGAAGACCAGGCUAUGCCUCAGAAGCAAACACUCGUGUGAAUUUUGAUCAAAGGCAGCGUGCAGAAGGAGAAGGAAUGAAAGAGUUUGAUUUGUCCGCCUUGAAAGCUCUAGAAGGUUCAGAAUCUGCUUCAUAUCCCCCUUUAAAGCCAUCAAUGUUCCGCGAAAAUGAUUAUCAAAGAAGUGCUGAAAACGAGUAUUUGCCAAGACUAAGCCAAUUAACAAACAUAACAAUGCAAGCUCCCGAACUCACCCAUCGUUUUCCAAAACCAGCAACAGACCACUUGACGGAGCAAAGAGAGGGUGAAGGUCUACUAGAAGCUGAUUUGUCCAUUCCUCUUACGUGUCGUGCGCCGGAAUCCACUUCUCGUUCGUUACCACAACCAACACAGCAGUUAUCGCUUCCCCAUGCCUCAGAGAGAGAAGAAGAUAACCAACAAUUAAAGGUUCCUUCAAAGCAGAGAGAAGAAGGUGAAGGAUUGUUAGAAAUCGAUCUGUCUGCUCCUCGGCCGAAUCAAGGUGGAGGAUUUGUGCUACGUCCCUUUGGACAAAGAGGAUGUUCUUCUUAUUCACAACAAGAACGAAGACGACGAGGAUUUGCCCAUUUGGAGCAAUGGCAGAGCAGGGAAGGCGAUGGAUUGCCAGAAACUGAUCUUUCAGCACCUAACGCAAUGCGGGCUAGAGAAUUAGUGGUGGGACCUACUACGCAGUCAACAAAUAACCAGGGACCCAUCAUAACUGGAGAAGAUGAAAGAGUACCAGAUGCGGAAUCUCUUGCAGAGCAACCGCCAGCAGAAUUGCGCGAAGUUGCUCAAGAAGGCCAUCCGCCGAAUAAACAGGAAAGAGAAGGCAUGCUAGAGGUUGAUUUGGUGGGAGCCACAAAAUAAAGGAAAUCGGAAGAACCAAGCUUGAAUGAUACUGAAUAAAAAUUUACGAAAAUGUGCACUUUGUAUAAAGAUCCUCCGACUGAUUCCAUGUGCAUGUUCUUGUGUAAUAAUAUGAUGUAAUAAAGCAAAAUUUUAGAC
Molecule: messenger RNA, 1818 nt
Organism: Cylicocyclus nassatus
Lineage: Eukaryota; Metazoa; Nematoda; Chromadorea; Rhabditida; Strongylidae
Source: the annotation of a GenBank genome assembly